Molecule: messenger RNA, 1442 nt
Organism: Paraphaeosphaeria sporulosa
Lineage: Eukaryota; Fungi; Ascomycota; Dothideomycetes; Pleosporales; Didymosphaeriaceae
Product: Clavaminate synthase-like protein
Exons: 2
Coding region: 50-1207 (385 amino acids)
Molecular function (GO): dioxygenase activity
Source: RefSeq, a predicted model, not a curated record
CGCACCCUCAACAGCUUGCAAUAACUAUCAACACUUAAUCAGUCGAACCAUGGCUACAGCUACAGUCCAGCCCAUUACAACUGGCUCUGUUACGAAGUACGAAGCCCGCUCAACCGCCCAUGGCUACCUGCAAUCUCGUCUUGCAGCCAAAGACACGAUAAGCGACGCUGACUUCACCAUACCCGUAAUUGACCUAACGCCAUCAUUUUCUGAGUCUCUGGAGGACCGCAAAUCGGUAGCGGCCCAGAUCCGCGAGGCUUGCACCACUUCAGGGUUCUUUUACGUUACGCACCACGGUAUUCCUUCCAGCACUCUACAGUCUAUUUUACAACAAGCGGAACGCUUUUUCAAUCUACCUCUGGCUUCUAAACAAGAUUUGCAUAUCAAAACGAGCAAGUAUGGAUAUGGCUGGGAGCCUAGUGAAUACACAUCGCUUGCCGGCGACUUGGAGUCUAAAGAAGGUUUUAACUUUGGGUACGAGGAAGGAUUGGACAAGAGUGGGGGUGAUGGGAAAUACAGAAAUCUGGACGGAAGUGAUGAGAAAGCCAAUCUGUGGCCUAAGAAAGAAGAAUUGCCGGGCUUCUAUGAGCAUGUUGGCGAAUACUAUGAUGCCGUCCUAAAACUUUCCCGCCACAUGUUCAGGCUCUUUGCUCUUUCGCUAGACCUGCCAGAAGAUCAUUUUGAUGCUAUGGUCACGCAUCCGGGAGGCAUCGCGCGUCUCCUCUACUACCCUCCUCCUAAGAAUCCACAGCCCACUGUCUCCGAACCAAUUCAGGAGAAAGACUACAUUGGUCUGGGUGCCCAUUCUGACUAUGAGUGCUUCACGCUCUUGCUUUCUUCGACCACACCCGGUCUCGAGAUCCUCAAGCCAUCUGGUCACUGGCACAUCGCAACCCAUAUCCCUGACGCUUUCAUCAUCAACGUCGCAGACUUCAUGAUGCGAUGGACCAACGACGUGUACAAAUCCACUAUUCAUCGCGUUGUCAAUAGGAGCAAUCAGGUCCGAUACAGCGUGCCGUUCUUCUUCUCCGUCAAUUACGAGGAAGUCAUCGAGACGCUGCCGACAUGCUUGAAAGAGGGAGAGAAGCCCCGAUAUCCUCCCAUCGGAGCGGGGGAGUAUAUUCUUGAGCGACUCAAUGCCACAACCAAAGAUGGCGCGGGGUUUUAUGGAAACGCAGAGGUAUUCGAGAAAGAGAGUGCGUCAUAAACCCGGGAUGCGUGUAGAUCAUGUAUGCGCUAGUAUUUGUCGCCAUUUUGGAUAUAAGCACAAUUGAUAGACGAGCUAAAAUGUCUUGCGCAGCCAGAGGACAUUAGAGUAACUCCGGGACACCAGAGGUUUUCAAGUCAUGUGACCUAUGCUACCAAGAAUCGGCCCAGUAAAAAUGUCAUCUGACUGUAAACCCUCGCGGACCGCAAAGGGAGACUGCAUGUACUUCGUAGGG